AUGAAGAGGAAGGCGAGCAAAGAGGGGGACGCGGGGCCGAAGACGGCGAGGCCGGAAGCUGAGAUCGGCAACACAGACUGGGAGGCGAAGACGGUGGUGCAGCUGCGCGCCCUACUCAAGCGGCGUGGUCUGCCCACCUCCGGACAGAAGGCCCAGCUCAUCUCGCGUCUGCGCGAUAACAAAUCCGAUUCUGAUUCGGGCACCAUCACCAACAAGAGACUAAAAACAAAAGCAAAGGAAGAUGAAGAGGCCGAAGAAGAGGACGAAGAGGACGAAAUGGCAGAGAUUGACUACAUCGUGAAGGAGAGGACAGUGCCCAGAUCGAAGAGGAAGGAGUACCUGGUUCGGUGGGUGGACGGCGCCGAAGACGGGUGGCUGCCCGAGUCAGACCUGCGCGGCACGCCGGCGCUCAAGGAGUGGAAGGACGCCAUCCCGCCCGAGGACGAGGCGCCCGCGCUGCCGCCCCACCGCCUGGACGCGCUGGUCGUCCAGCUGGCCAAGCUGGUCGAGGCGAGCCGGCGCAUGGUAGUCUACACGGGCGCUGGCAUCUCCACUUCGGCUGGCAUCCCAGACUUCCGAGGCAAGAACGGGCUGUGGGUGCGUGGCGCGCCCAAGAGGGCCGUUGUGGAGCUCACCACGAUCGAACCCACUCCCACCCACCGCGUCCUGGCCGAGCUGGAGCGCAUGGGCAAGGUGCAUUUUAUAGUGAGCCAGAACUACGACAAUCUACACAUCAAGAGCGGGUUUCCGAAAGAGAAGCUGGCCGAGCUCCACGGGAACCUCUUUGCCGAGAUCUGUGCCAAGUGCGGCAUGAAGUACUACAGGGACUACGAGGUGACCAAGAAGGACAGUGACGAGGAUGAGGACGAAAGUGAAGAUGAUGAAGAUUCGCACUUGACCCGCCGAUCAUGUGACCAGGAAGGCUGCGAUGGCGCGUUGCGAGACACGAUCGUCCAUUUUGGUGAGGGCUUUGAAGAAGACGUCUUUGCCGCGGCGGUCGCCAAAUCCAAGGAAGCCGACCUGACCCUGUGUCUAGGCUCGAAGCUGUCGGUCACGCCAGCGUGCGACAUGCCGUUCUACUGCAAGCAGAAGCGAACGAAGGAGCAGAAGAAGAGAGAUCAACGCAGAGCAGGCCGAGCAAGAACGAAGGACGCAGGCAAGAAGGAGGAGAAGGCGGAGGAGAAUGAUGAGGAAGGCCGCGAAGGUGAAGCCAAGGUGGCGAUCUGCAACCUGCAACCAACGGACAAGGACCACGAGGCAGAUCUGGUCAUACACCACACCUGCGACGAAGUCAUGACCGCCCUCCUCGACAUCCUCAACCAGCGACGGACAGCAGCAGCACGAGCGGAGGAGCCAGUCCACGACUAA
Molecule: messenger RNA, 1368 nt
Organism: Acanthamoeba castellanii str. Neff
Lineage: Eukaryota; Discosea; Longamoebia; Acanthamoebidae
Product: SAP domain containing protein
Exons: 7
Coding region: 1-1368 (455 amino acids)
Molecular function (GO): NAD+ binding
Source: RefSeq, a predicted model, not a curated record